Medicago truncatula (barrel medic) is the source of this 1559-nucleotide messenger RNA. Its product is annotated as serine/arginine-rich splicing factor RS31. The transcript is spliced from 6 exons. Lineage: Eukaryota; Viridiplantae; Streptophyta; Magnoliopsida; Fabales; Fabaceae. The record is from RefSeq and is a predicted model, not a curated record. The coding region runs from base 492 to 1199 and encodes 235 amino acids. Gene Ontology annotation, molecular function: RNA binding.
GAGGAAAGAUGAGGCCGGUUUUCGCUGGAAAUUUGGAGUACGAUACUCGUCAAUCAGAACUUGAACGCUUGUUCUCAAAGUAUGGAAGAAUUGAACGUGUUGAUAUGAAAUCUGGAACUUCUACUAAGGGAAAAUAUGCUGAGCGUCUGUCUUGGCUAGCCAACCUCUGCAAAUUUUUUUUGGAAGAAAACCUUCCGCUCCCCUUCCAUCCACAGAUCUGCAUUUUCUCAUGUGAUCAUUCGUCACUCACUAACAUCAUCACUCAUUACUCAUCACUCAUCAUUGACAUUUCAAUCAGAACUGAUCUUAAUGGGAUCAUCAUUCAAUUUAUUAAAGCCAUGCCUAGCUUCACUGAACAUAGGGGAUCAAUGAAAUUCUGUCAAGUCAUGCCCUUCUAUUUCUGAAAUCUCUUGUGCUGUCUGAAUGGAGAAUCAUGCUUGGCAAUUACAAUCUCAGACCUGAAUUUUGGAUUUAAACCUUUAAAAGCAAUCAUGAUUUGUUUCCUCAUUCAACACCUCUACAGCUUCAUGUGCAUCAGUCCACACUUAUAUUCAGGAUUUGCCUUUGUCUAUUAUGAAGACGAACGUGAUGCUGAAGAAGCAAUUCGUGCGCUUGACAAUAUUCCAUUUGGUCAUGACAAGCGACGGCUAUCUGUGGAGUGGGCUAGGGGUGAACGUGGGCGUCACCGUGAUGGCUCAAAGCCAAACCAGAAGCCCACUAAGACUCUAUUUGUGAUUAACUUUGACCCGAUUCGCACUAGAGUUAGUGAUAUAGAGAGACACUUUAAACCUUAUGGGCCGCUUCAUCAUGUUCGAAUUCGUCGGAACUUUGCAUUUGUGCAGUAUGAAACACAAGAAGAUGCUACUAAAGCCUUAGAGUGUACAAAUAUGAGUAAGAUACUGGAUAGGGUGGUGUCUGUAGAGUAUGCUCUGAGGGAUGAUAGUGACAGGGUCGACAAUUAUGGUGGCAGUCCCAGAAGAGGAGGGGGUCUUGCUAGAUCUCCCAGUCCAGGUUAUCGCAGGCGACCAAGUCCAGACUAUGGCCGUCCACGUAGUCCUGUGUAUGAUAGGUAUACUGGACCGGACAGGCGGAGGAGUCCUGAUUAUGGCAGGAACAGGAGUCCCGAUUAUGGCAGGAACAGGAGUCCUGAAUAUGGCAGAUACCGCAGUCGUUCACCAGUGCGAAGGUCGAGAACUUAGGUGGUGUUUGGUUUGAGUAGCAGCGCUUCAGUGGCACUUUAUUACUACUGUCUUGAUGUUAGAAAGUGUGUGGUACAUUGUUACGUACUUAAGAGUACUUUUCAGACUUAUGUGGAUUGGUCUGGUUUGGUUUGCCUCAUUGCUAUGUAGUAUUCAUUGUGCUUUUAUAGAAACUGAAUUCAAGACUGUUUAGAGUUGGAAUGAUUGAUUCAUAUUACUGAAGAGACAUCAUGUUAUGUUGUGACAAAAUCUGAAUGUUGUCUAACUAAUGUGGAUGAAUUUUCGUUUUUCUAGCAAAUAUGUAAGCUAAGGAUAGAAAAAUUUCUACAUUGGAAAUGUUAAAAUAUCAAUGGGCAUGAA